AAAAGCAAGGAAGAACAACAGAAAGGUUCCUUCCAACGUUUGGUCGAAGUUGGUCGAUUAGUCCUCAUUAACUCUGGUGAAUACGCUGGGAAGCUUGCCAUCAUCGUUGAAAUAAUUGAUCACAACAGGGUGAUUCCUAGGUUUAUAAAGGGAACUAGUGAAUUUAUUUUUGUUAAAUCAAUUAUUCAAUUUGUCGUAAAUUUGACACUAAAUUUACAGGCACUCAUCGAUGGUCCAACCACUGGUGUGGCUCGACAUGCUUACACUUUCCGUCGUAUGACUCUUACUGAUUUUGUAGUCAAAGGAUUUCCCAGGGGUGCUACUUCAAAAAUAUUAAAGAAGUAUCUUGAAAAAGAAGAUGUCUUGGCUAAAUGGGAUAAAUCAUCAUGGGCCAAGAAAUUAGAUGAUCGUAAGAAGAGAUCUGUGUUAACUGAUUUUGACAGAUUUAAAUUAUUAAAGCUGAAGAAACAGCGUCGUUUUAUCGUUCAAUCAGAAAUUGCUUCUCUAAGAAAGGCUAAAUAAAUGAAAAUUACUUAAUAUUAUAUAUACAUAAAAUUUGAUAUCUAUGGCGCACCAUAUUUUUUGUAUUUUAUUAAUUUGUUAGUACAUAAUAUAUAUCACUUUUACAUUAUCCAUGGAAAAAAGCAUUUGCGAAAAAAAAAGGUUCUUGGCACAUUUUUACUUGAUGUUAUAAAAAGACUUGUUUAAAAAUUUAAGUAAGUUUGAUAAAAAUUGUCACGCAAAACAUGUGAUAUAAUUACCCGAUUACCCAAUAUAGCAUUUAUUGUUGGACAACAGAUAUUGAUAUAAAAACUUUUAUUUCCGUGAAGCGUGAAGUGUUUCGUGUUGAGUUUUACCUUCCGUUGUUAUAUAUCCUGUACAUUUCUUUGUGUUUAAUAAAAUUUGAAGUAAACAGAAAAUUUUUUUUUUUUUUU
Messenger RNA from Rhizophagus irregularis DAOM 181602=DAOM 197198, 935 nucleotides. NCBI's taxonomy places the organism in Eukaryota, Fungi, Glomeromycota, Glomeromycetes, Glomerales, Glomeraceae. The record is from RefSeq and is a predicted model, not a curated record.